AUGGCUUCUGUAUACAGCCGCAUCGGCGUUAAGGUAACCAUCAUAGAAUAUGCCGAUGCCCUGAUCCCUACGAUGGACCGCGAGCUGGGCCCGGCAUUGCAAAAAAUACUCAGCCGCAAUGGUAUUGAGUUCGUACUGAACAGCCAGGUGAAAGGCGCAAAAAACAAUGGCAAUUCAGCGACAGUUACUUACCUCGAUAAAGCAGGAAACGCACAGGAAAUAACCGCAGACUAUUGCCUCGUUGCCGUGGGGCGCAAACCUUAUACAACAGGACUUAACCUUGAAAAAGCAGGUAUCAGCACCGAUGAAAAAGGAAGGAUAAAAACCAACGAACACCUGCAAACUGCGGCCCCUAAUAUUUAUGCCAUCGGCGAUGUGAUUGCCGGCCCGAUGCUGGCGCACAAGGCAGAAGAGGAAGGCGCUUAUGUUGCGGAACGGAUCAAUGGCAAGACGCCGCAUAUCAAAUACCACCUGAUACCAGGCGUAGUUUAUACCUGGCCUGAAGUAGCCAGCGCCGGUUAUACAGAAGAACAGUUAAAGGAACAGGGCAUUACUUACCGGAAGGGAAAGUUUCCGUUUAUAGCCAGUGGCCGCGCAAGGGCUGCCGAUGAAACAGAUGGUUUUGUAAAGGUGCUUUCAGACCCGACUUAUGGGGAGAUCCUUGGCGUACAUAUCAUAGGCGCGCGGGCUGCCGACCUGAUUGCCCAGGCAGUUAUUGCUAUGGAGUUUGAAGUGACGGAUGUAGAGAUGGGCCGUAUCUCUUAUGCCCACCCUACUUUUUCAGAAGCAUUAAAAGACGCUUAUCUCGCUGCUUCCGGGCAGGGAGCUGUGAACCUUUAA
Molecule: messenger RNA, 840 nt
Organism: Ostertagia ostertagi
Lineage: Eukaryota; Metazoa; Nematoda; Chromadorea; Rhabditida; Trichostrongylidae
Source: the annotation of a GenBank genome assembly